AUGGGCAAUCAUAACACAACCAUUUUUCAAUCCAAUCACAAUGAUUCUUUCGAGAGAUCAUUCCCAAGAAUCAACAAACAAAAACGAGAGGGUACAAUUCCCUCCUCUGAACGAAAUGCGUCAGAACAAACACGAAAUGAACACACUUCAUCCAUCAAUGACAUGAUGACAGAACCAUCCAUUACUGAACAGCAAGAGGAGGACAUGGAGUUUACUACGGAUUUAUUUCGACUUGUGAAGGAACAAUCCCAAAUGGAUGAAAAUGAGAAAAAGAGUGGAUUACCAUUUGGCAUUAUUUUGAUCGGUGGUUGUGACUCUGGAAAAACAACUUUGUGGAAUCAAUGGAAAUUUCAAUCGAACACAAUGGUAACACUUUCUCAAACGGAAAGAAUGGAAUUUGGAAAUACCUUAAUGACCUAUCUCAUUACAUGUAUGAAACGAUUGAUUUAUUAUGCCAAAAACAACACAUCAUCACUGAAGGGCUCAACUUUACUUCAUGAUGCAUCAUCAACAAACUACUCACACACUACUGAAACCGCAUCACUGCAAGAUUUAUAUAUACGACAUGCUCCUGUGAUUGACAUGUUGCUCACUCAAUUAGAUCAGUGUCAGCAGCAUGCUGAAAUAAUCAACAAUAUUAGUGAACAAGAUUUCAGAAUUGAUAAUUGUUUAAAUGAUACGUUUCGACUAUUGCCAUUUGAAAGUCUCUUUGUGAAUCCACUUUCAAAAAACAAAUUACAAUCUCUAUGGACGAAUCAUGAGUUUUUAUGUCAAUUAUGUGCAUUAUUUAGAGAACCAGUUAUUUCUCAAAUCUAUUACCAUAAGAAGUAUUCAUCCAUGAAUGAUACGUCCAACAAUGAAAGCUUUGAACAGUUACAGGAGGAGAAGAAUAUCAAUUCCAGUUGUGGUAUUGUUCAUGAACUAUUAUAUGGAAAUUAUUUACACUUUUUCCUUCAACAUGAAGAAGAGUUAUUGAAAUUAUCAAAUUUCUUGAACACUUCUUCCUCCAGAAAGAGUUUAACUCUUCAUUCACAAAACAUGACUUUAUUUCAAGAGCACACUGACUCUCCACGAAAUGAAUUACCAAAUAUACGAGAAUUAGUGUUAAAAUCCAAGAAUAUCACAACAGCCAUUCAUUCUCUCAAAUUUCAAUAUUCUCAAAGAUCGAUUUGUACUCGAGUCAUUCGAGUGAUUGAAAGAAGAAAGAAACAAUUAAGAAAAGCAACAAGUGUUGUUGAUCAAGCAACACCUCUCGCUCCUCUUUCGAAACAAGAGUCAAGCACAGCAGAAGAACAACCAUCAACCACUGGCUUGCCUUCUGUCGUUUCAAUUGGAUCCAUAAAAAUUCCAAAACUUGAUCUGAGUCAAGCGAAUAACACUGCUUCACCAAUGAAUGAAUCCAAAGGUCUUACAUUGUUACUUCCAAAGAGUGCUCGAGGAGGAUCUGGUCCUACAUCGUCGACAUUGACUUCAAGAGUCAAUAGUUUUGAAAGACUUUCACAAGAAGAAGAAUCUGAAUGGAACACAACAAACAGCUGUACAACAACCUCUCGAGUGCCAACCACACGAAAAUCUUCCAAUGUUGUUGCUCAGAAAUUAAUGGAAAUGGUUCGAAAGAGAUCCAACAGUAAUAAUAGUAGUAGUAGCAAUAAUGGCGUGAGUACUUCUCCAAAAUCUCCUUCUCCAAUCAUGUCAAUGGCCCUUGGUCAUGCAUGUUCGAGUCCACGCUCUCAAUUUUCUUCCUCCAAUAUUGCACCAAUGUCUCCUACGUCACAGACGAGUUCGAUUACAAAAGUAAUCAUGCAAGAAUCAACUGCACCGUUGGACGAGAUGGAAAAAAGAAAGUUACAAAAGUUUACAAUGAUUGACACUCCAGGACUUGCUUCGCAAAGAGAUUUAGUGAUCAUGACCCUUAAUGCCUCAACGAAACCAACCUCAACUUUCCUUUUGAAAAGCGUUGUGUUUGUUUUUUCAUUGGCUGACUUUGAUUUACCUUGUUUAGAUUCGUCAGAGUUCAAAUCAAGACUCGAAGAGAGCUUGAGCUUGUUCGAAAAAACCAUGACACUAGCAAGUUUGAAAGAACGAAGGAAAAUUCUUUUAAUGACACAUGUUGACAUUUUCAUACAAAGAAUUGCCCACUUAGAAAAUGACGAAAGAGUUCAAUUGAUGAAAGCCAUUACUUUCAAUGCAGGACAACACUGUAGUGAGGAGGAGCCUGACAAUUUGAUACGACUUUGUUUUGAUUGGAUUCUCUCACAAUUUAAAAAUAUUGAGGAACGUCGAAAUGGUUCUCACAAAUAUGCUCUUGAAGUGUAUGCUAUUGAUUUAAUGAAUGAGAAACAAGUGAAAGAUUUCACUUUUGCUCUAACUAUCAAGGACGGGAUCUUGAAACAAGCACCUCAACUUCAAGUGGUUACCGUGUUCACUUGCUCAUCAUUGAGAGGAGUUGAGUGUGAAGAAAAUCGAAAGCUCCUCGUGUGCUUACGAAAUCAUUCCUUUGUCGAUGUUGAAUUUAACAUAGCGACAAAGUAA
Molecule: messenger RNA, 2532 nt
Organism: Naegleria lovaniensis
Lineage: Eukaryota; Heterolobosea; Eutetramitea; Acrasida; Naegleriidae
Exons: 2
Coding region: 1-2532 (843 amino acids)
Biological process (GO): adenylate cyclase-modulating G protein-coupled receptor signaling pathway
Cellular component (GO): heterotrimeric G-protein complex
Molecular function (GO): G-protein beta/gamma-subunit complex binding; guanyl nucleotide binding; GTPase activity
Source: RefSeq, a predicted model, not a curated record